AUGGACGGGGUUGGCGUUGGCCGUGGCGUUGCUGUGGGUGGUGAGGCGGAUGUUGUUGUGGCUACUGCAGCCAUCGAGGAGAUUGCCGCUGCGGAGGCGGCGUGCAAUCGCAAGGUGGUUUUGCCGUACGAUGCCACACUGCAGGCGCGUCUCAUUGGCAAACGCGGUGCGAACGUCCACCGUAUUGAAUUGGCGAGUGGCGCCUGUUUGGACGUUGCACGGGGCGUAGUGACUUUGCGCGGGAUGCAGGCGUCUGUGGCGGCGGUGCAGGAGUUAGUGGAACGCUUCCUCGGCAACCAGCACCGCGCGGAGCUGUAUCGCGUCAUUGGGUAG
This is a messenger RNA of Trypanosoma rangeli, 333 nucleotides long. RefSeq lists its product as uncharacterized. The record is from RefSeq and is a predicted model, not a curated record. Lineage: Eukaryota; Euglenozoa; Kinetoplastea; Trypanosomatida; Trypanosomatidae. The coding region runs from base 1 to 333 and encodes 110 amino acids. The transcript has a single exon. Gene Ontology annotation, molecular function: RNA binding.